AGUCUUGACAACUCGGCAGGCAACACAGUGUCCUCCGGAAAGAGCAGACCUUCAGGCCAGCCUUGAAGUUCAUGCCAAAGCCACUGUAAUCACACGGUCGACAUGACGCUAGACAUACAUGGAUGCUACAGGCAAAAGCUCUAGGUUCAGUUGGGAAAUCGAUUCCCGCGGCCAAUCCUGACCUCGCUCGCAUUUUGCCGUCGAGGCCCGGGCAUUUCUCGGUUCCAGUGUCUUGUCUCUUCCACCGCUCUUGGCCCAAACAUUUCCCAGGCUUUUUGCUGACAAUAGACACGGAGAGUAUGCCCUGUCGGGCUAGUGUCGAUCUAAUGCGAUUGAAUGAAACACCAUCACAGCUCGAACGCCUGUCGCCAGUUGGACUGGACCCCUUGUUAACACAGAUAUGGGGGCCCCCCGGUUAUCCUGGCCUGCUUUGUGCGCAGGAUGUGGGAAUGGAUGACGCUUCAGAUAUCCAGCUAGCCAUUUCUGGUUUACUGUUUCGCAGUUUUCGGUCCUGCUGCCAUUUGCUCGACCGGGUUGCUGGACGCUGUCCCCAAUUCAACAUUUCACGGAUUUCUGCCUGUGACCGGGACAGACGCUCACCCUCCACCUGGUUCUACACCUCUUAGACGUUCCUCAUACGGCCCAGAGGUCUCUGAACGGUCCGCCUCUCAGAGUGACAGGGGCCACA
Molecule: messenger RNA, 688 nt
Organism: Canariomyces notabilis
Lineage: Eukaryota; Fungi; Ascomycota; Sordariomycetes; Sordariales; Chaetomiaceae
Exons: 2
Coding region: 123-626 (167 amino acids)
Source: RefSeq, a predicted model, not a curated record